CAAGCCAUGAGCCUUUGCUCAUGCAAAGCUCUAAAAAUCCCCUGCAACUGCUUUUCAAAUUCGAAAAUCUCAAAACCCAUUAUUUUUAACCAAAGAAUGAGCUAUAUUGAGGAGUGCUUUGCUGGGGCAGCCCAGGAGUUCCUCAUUUGCAUCACCAUUCACAAGGCUGCCCAUGUGGGGGUGCCCACCGGAGAGCUGUAUGUACGGGUCAGCCUGGACAAAAUGACCAAAAGCACCAAGGCCCAGCCCAAUACCGAAAAUCCAUUCUUUAAUGAGUACUUUGUCUUUGAGUUCCAUUGCACCCUCACGGAGCUAAUGCGGUUGACCAUUCUCUUCGAACUGAAGAAGCACAUGACCUACAAGAAGAACGUGGUGGUCGGAGAGCUCCUGGUGGAUCUGCAUAGUGUAUGGAAUCAACCCAAUCAUGGCUACUUCAAGAAGUGGGGUCGCUUGGAGGCACCUAUCGGCGAAAACCAAAGCACGGAUGCGAAAGUGGAGGCUCAUGGGUAUCUGCAACUUGAUCUGGCCAUUGUCUCCCAGCACAGUUCCCCGGUCAGUAGUUUAAGAUCAGAGGAACAGGAAGCCCAGAAUCUCAACAAAUGGCCAGUGGAUCGUGAUUAUGAUGAUAUAGAGAAGAACCUCUUAACCAAUGUGAACUCUUUCACUCCAAGCAACAUCCGUUAUUUCAUCACCUUCUAUCGGGGCUACCUUAACCGGCAGGGAAACUACUUAAUUCAAUAUAGAUUCCAUCCUUUCAAGGGCAAAACGCCGAUGACCAAGAAUACAACUACGCCGGUGUGGAAUCACGAGGUCAACUUCGCUUGGGUAUAUCCUUCGGUGGCGCAACGAUUGCUCAUCCUCGUCCUGUCCCAUGAACAUUUGCAGUGGAAGUGCGUGGCUGAGUUUGAACUAUCCCUCGAGGAGAUUGCCUUCAAGGCAACCCCUGCAUUGGGUCCCACCUACUUGCACUUCUAUGAUCCUUUGAAUCCCAUGGUCUAUGUGGGUCGGGUGCUCAUGGAAAUUCGAUCCGAGACCCUCCAAGAGCCAACACCCAGCCACAAAUUGACCUCAAGAACUGUGUCAGGUUUGGAUGAGUCUCGUUUUUGGCAUGAUGAAAUAUAUCUUGUUGAGUUUCUUCCCCUAAUGGGUCACCACAUCCAGACGCCUGCCUCCAGCUACAAGAUCUACGCAAAACUGGCCGAGCACUGUUCCAAUGUCUUAGAAGGACAAUUAAGGACGCCAACUGGUCGCUUUCGUACGAAUAUGCACUCCAAGAGCUUCCGGCGGGAGGUUCCUUUUAGAUCCUGUACGUUCCGGGCUCGAUUGCCGGAUAAUCGGGCCAAGUACGAGAGUGACUUCUUUAUGCUGGAAAUAACAAAUUAUAUGCGCUCUGAACUGGAAAUCUUCAAGGUUUUUCAACUCAAGCACCCUCUGCAGGAUGAGGACCAGGCCAAGUGCCUGAAGGCCAUUAUAGGCAAUAUUUUGACCAAGGUUAAGGAGGGCCUAGACGCCCAUCGAUUCGACCACGAGGUCCAGCCCCAGAGGACCACUUGGGACAUCAACCGGCAACUCUACUUACUCGACUACUUCGCCAAGUUGCCCAACGAACUUGGUCAACUGAGGCAGAAGUUGCGCAGCUGUUUCCUGGAACACCUGGACGCCACCAUUGUGGAUGUGGUCAAUGAGUUGCAGAGAUUAGUGGGCGAAAUCGCAGCUCUUUCGGGCAUGGCUCGACUGCAGGACGAGUGGCCAGAGUUGGUGCUGUACCUGAGUGCAGGGGGCAAGGAUUUGGGUGUUUGUCGUCUAAAUGCCAAGCUAUUUGUAUACUUGACGAAGCAGCAGAGCAACACGAAGCAGGAUACGCUUUGUUUCCGACUCAAGAGUUUCACCUUUAAGUCCACUAGUUGUAACCACACCUGUCCCAAUUGCGGAUGCACCACGGCCGUAGUCCUGGGAUGCCUUGCCGUUGUGGUGGAGAGGGAACGGAAGGAAUUUCUCAAUACCAUCAACAAUGAUUGGAUUAGCCCUGAACCCAUGGUGUGGCAAUCGAAUCCUGGACACACGAACUUUCUCUGCCAUGUCUACAUUCACCAGGCCAAAGUUCGACCGGGAGGUGAAAAGAAAAACAUCUGCGACUCGCAUGUGAGAGUCCUUUUUGCGGAACAGGCUGCGGAAACAUACACAUCGCCCGGUAGCCUGUCGCCCAUCUGGAACGCCGUGAUCACCUUUAACUCUUUGAUGUUACCAGGAAGUGUGAAUCUAUAUUUACGAAAUCCUCCUUUGAUUUCUUUGGAGUUCUACAACACGGAAAGGAUCCUCUCGGACGAUCUGGUGGGCAUUGGCAAUGUGGCACUGAGUGUAAUCAGCGAGGACCAAGCCACCGACUCUAGUUGGAACGAUACGACUGGUGGACUUGGUUGCUUCCUACGAAAUACCGCCCAGAACUUGCAGCGCCUGAAGUACCUCACUCCACCUCCCUUGAAGUGGGUGCCGGUUGCUAGGAAGGGAACCGUCCAGGCGGAGGUCCUGAUGUCUGCGGAGCUUAUUGAAGUCUCAAUGGAUCCUGGAGACAUGGAAUUGAAGAAGGAUCCAAUUUUGGCCACUGGUAUACCAGUAGAUAUCAGGCCUAAUAUGCAGAAUUUCAUCCUGGAGGUUUUCUUUGUGGGCUUACGAAACUAUUCAAAAACCAGCAUGAGCUCGGCUGGAAAGCGGAAAAUCAAGGUGAUGAUGGGUGACUUAGUGCUAUCCAGUGGGCCCUCGACUGCUCGAGUUCGCAAUAGCAUUAACUUUUUGGUGGCCUAUAACUCUGGAGUGGUGAGUCUGCCCGAACAGCAGGAGUAUUGGCCAGCCAUUAUUGCCACCGAUGUUCUGCUAUCUGGCUUUAGCAGUGAGUCCACCUUGGGAGCUGCCCUCAUACCCAACUCCUCCAGCUUCCUUCAACGCGAUAAAACUAUAAAGUGUGUCCCAAAAACCACAUCUGGAGAUGAAUCUAUUAAGGUAGGGGAGAAUGAAGGCGAGGAGAAGGAAGACGAGGACGGUGAUGAGCUGGAGUGGGAGGAGGUUGAUGACACGCUUCCCACUCGGAUAAGCAGCUGGUGGAUGCGUUUUCUCUACGCUAUAGGGCUGCGUCCAGCCCCCUAUGCCAAUCAACAGGCUUUAAGGUACGAUCAUGAGUUGGAGGACAAGGAUCUGGUGGUGGAGAAGGAGUUCACUUGGUGGACCAAGUUCUACAAUUCGAUGUACUGGACUGCGGCGGAAAUGUCGCACGAAAACAAGCACCGUUUGGUCAUCUUCCCGGAGGAACUGGAAAAGCAGGCUCAGUUUGGAUACCUUCAGGAUUGGGCAGUACCCGUUCAACUCGUUCAUGGAGUCAAGUUCAAAAAACAGGCUCCCCCAAGGGAGGAUAUCUAUGCCACCCUGAAGUUGCAACUUAAGCUAACUCCUUGCCAGUGCCCUGUACUGGAGGAUCCUGGAGGUGGUGGCGAUGGCAUAGCCCGUCACUUCCCCAAUCCCAUUAAUCCACGCAAUCAGGCAGCCAUCCACGCCCUGGGGGAAACCAUAAAGUUGAUUGUUAGGAUUUACAUAGUCCAAGGUGUGCAGAUGCGACCUCGGGAUGUGAGAGGCGACUCCGAUGCCUACGUGAAGAUAUUCCUGGGGGGCAAGACCAUGUCCGAUCGGGCUCAUUACUCUCCGAACCAAAGUAAUCCGGUAUUUGGUCGCUUCUUUGAGCUGGAAGCCUCGUUGCCGGGGGAUAAUAUCCUACAGAUCGUUGUGUACGACCAUGACAAGUUCAAGGAUGAGGUGAUCGGACACACCACUAUCGAUUUGGAGGACCGCUGGAGAACCAGGCACCGAGCCACAGUGGGUCUGGCCAACGAGUAUUCCCGGAGUGGUUACAAUCACUGGCAUGACUUGAGAUUGCCCUCCGAGAUUUUAGUGGAUCUCUGCCAGAAACGUGGCAUCCAACCACCUUAUUACUAUGGCAAUGUUAUUGAAGUGGAUGGAAUGCUCUUUGGGGAUGAGACAGUGAUUUCAAAGAAUGAGGAGCUCCAGGAGCGACUAAGCUUGGCAGUCCUCAAGAAUUUGGACAAGCUGCCCUCCUUUGGCUAUAAACUGAUCCCAGAGCAUGUGGAAACGCGUUCCCUUUGUCGAGAUGAUUAUCCAAACGUGGAGCAGGGUAAGCUGCAGCUUUGGAUUGAACUAUUCGAAUCGAACAUCUAUGUGCCCCAACCGAUUGACAUUACCCCAGUGCCCCCAUCGGAAUUCGAGGUUCGUGUUGUGGUUAAAAAUCUGAAAGGCAUACAGUUUGGGGACAAAAACAUUUUCGGGAAACUAAUGAGCGACAUCUAUGUAAUUGGAUGGUGCGAGGACGAGGACAAGCGCCAAUCGACCGAUAUCCAUUACCGCUCAUUUGCUGGCGAGGCGUCCUUUAAUUGGCGCAUGGUCUUCGGCAUGAAGUACUCCCCCAACGAGGACCUGAUGGUUAUCCGUCGGAAGGCCGGCUUGCUGGAGGAGAUCGAAUUCAAGAGGCCACCCGUGAUUUACCUGCAGGUCUGGGAUAAGGACAUGAUUACCAGAGAUGAAUACCUGGCUGCCUUCGAGCUGAAUCUCUCCAAUAUGCCGCUGCCCUAUCCCAGUGCCCACCUCUGCAAGCCGUAUCCUCCGAAGAGGAAGCGCAUCAAUCUCUUCAAGCGCAAGGUCAUCCAAGGCUGGUUUCCCAUCCAGAACAAUUCGAAUCCCUCACUAAAAGUGGCCUCCAAAGAUCAGAAUGCCAAAAUGCAGCUGCAGAUAGAGGUCUGCACGGAUGUGGAGGCUUCCAACCGGCCGGCAGGACGAGGCCAGGAUCCACCAAUGGCCUUGGAGCCACCAUUCCGACCGGACACAUCGUUCAAUCCACUCACGCAUCCCUGCAAAUCCUUCCGGCAUAUCCUCUGGCCAGCCAUCCGGAAAUAUGUGCUAUGGACUGUGUUUAUAUUGAUAAUCAUCCUCGGCUUAGUGUUUUUCUUUUCCAAUUUACCCAGCAAGCUUAUGGGUAUUCCAUUAGAGUGAAUAGUUGUGUGUUAUUUUUAGCGUUUUAAUUGAUUUUUGUGGUUUAAAGUUUUCCAAUAAAUUAGUUUAUUCGUUUCUGCGUCAUA
Molecule: messenger RNA, 5135 nt
Organism: Drosophila ananassae
Lineage: Eukaryota; Metazoa; Arthropoda; Insecta; Diptera; Drosophilidae
Gene: mfr
Product: otoferlin
Exons: 15
Coding region: 7-5049 (1680 amino acids)
Biological process (GO): plasma membrane organization
Source: RefSeq, a predicted model, not a curated record